This is a messenger RNA of Gasterosteus aculeatus aculeatus (three-spined stickleback), 1969 nucleotides long. It is a transcript of the gene rcc1, whose product is annotated as regulator of chromosome condensation 1. Gene Ontology annotation, cellular component: cytoplasm. The record is from RefSeq and is a predicted model, not a curated record. Gene Ontology annotation, molecular function: guanyl-nucleotide exchange factor activity. NCBI's taxonomy places the organism in Eukaryota, Metazoa, Chordata, Actinopteri, Perciformes, Gasterosteidae.
UCGAGUGGUGCUGCUGUCCCUUUAAGGAGCUGCUGGUUGCCCAACGUGACGUCAUGCGGGUGUCCAACUCUCGACCGGGGAAAAGGCUGCACGCUCACUUGUAGGCAAAUUUACAAACUUCUACACAACGCAGUCCUCACGUGUUUCCAACAUGCCUGCUAACAAGACUGCUGCCAAGAGGAAGUCUGAGCCUGUUGCUGGAGAAAAUAAAAACCCCAAGAAAGUGAAAGUGUCGCACAGGAGUCAUGGCAAAGAGGCGGGCCAGGUUCUUGUCCUGGGCCAGGGGGACGUUGGCCAGUUGGGCCUAGGCGAGACCACCAUCGAGAGGAAGAAGCCGGCCCUCGUGUCUCUGCCGGAGAAAACCGUACAAGUUGUGGCGGGGGGGAUGCACACGGUGUGCGUCAGUGAGACUGGCCACGUCUACACCUUUGGCUGUAACGACGAAGGUGCUCUCGGUCGGGACACAACGGAGGAGGGGUCUGAGAUGGUUCCAGGAAAGGUGGCGUUGGAGGAGAAGGUGGUGCAGGUGUCGGCAGGAGACAGCCACACAGCUGCACUCACAGAGGAUGGAACGGUCUACGUAUGGGGCUCAUUCAGGGAUAACAGUGGGGUUAUAGGACUUCUGGAGCCCAUGAAAACAUGCACCACUCCAGUCAAAGUCCCCAUGACAGAACCUGUUGUGAAGAUUGCAUCUGGUAACGACCACCUUGUACUGCUUACGCUGGAGGGAAACCUGUACACAUCUGGCACCGCAGAGCAGGGGCAGCUGGGAAGAGUCCCUGAGCACUUUUCAGACCGAGGAGGCAGGAAAGGUCUCGGCCGGUUGCUGGUACCACAGAUGGUGAAAAUCAAAGGGAAAAUUCACUUCGUAGAUGCUUUCUGUGGAGCGUACUUCACCUUCGCUGUGUCUAAAGAGGGGCCUGUUUAUGGAUUUGGUCUCUCCAACUAUCACCAGCUGGGGACUAAAAGCACCAAGAUGUGUUUUGUGCCAGUAAAACUCACGUGCUUCAAAAAUUCCACCACCUGCUGGUUGGAUUUCUCUGGAGGACAACAUCACACACUCUGCCUUGAUGCCGACGGACAGGUUUAUAGCCUGGGCAGAGCGGAAUAUGGCCGCCUUGGUCUGGGCCAGGGAGCAGAAGAGAAAUGUGAGCCCACGCCAGUGACUGGGAUAGAGCCAGCCAGUGGACUGGCAUGUGGGGCCUCCGUCAGUUACGCCGUCACCAGAGAAGGGUCUGUGUAUGCCUGGGGCAUGGGCACCAACCUGCAGCUGGGAACCGGCGAGGAGGACGACGAGUGGAGCCCUGUGAAGAUGACCGGCAAGCAGCUUGAGAACCGUGUAGUACUGUCGGCCUCCAGUGGGGGGCAACACACAGCCCUCCUGGUCAAAGACAAGCAGGAGAGUUGAUGCCCUUCACACACGGAGGCGUUUCGAUGUUUCACGCCGGGGCUUUUUUCCCCAUGAUGCCUAAAUCUGACGGAGGUGGUUGAGGUGACUUUCCUCGCUGAGCCGAGGGAUUGUGAGCGUUUUUUGAGCCCUUUUUACGAACUGUCCCUUGUGAGAGAGAAAAAUGUUCAUGAUGUUAAAUAGAUCAUGACAAAGGAUGUUUUUUGUUUUUUUUUAAAUCUAGUUUUGGAUGUUCUUUUUGAAUACUUCAACAAAAGUCAUUAGUAUGACUGUGUUAUAUGAGAUGUUUGAAUGUGACUGAUCGCAUGUGCGUCAAGGAAAUGAGAGCGCAAGCCUUUUUAUGACUUACCCCAAACAGCAGUGUUUUAACCAUUCUAUUUCUUAGCAAUAAUUCCACACACCUUGGUUCAGGCAGGACAUUUCUACUCAUCAAGUUAUGGGAGACUACCACUUCAUUUUACCAAGACCCGCAAUUGUUGGGACUAUUUGGUAAUGUGUCAUACUGUAUCUUGCAUUUUGUUGCUUUUCCUGUCUGAAAAUAAAGAUAGCAUUUUAACUUUU